AUGCCUUAACCCUUAGUUUGGACUCAAUUAAAAUAAACAGGGACAACGCAGCCCACCACUCGUUCUGGACAUACAAUAGUAACAGUUGGAAAACAGCAUAUUAUGUUCGGAGGAUUAGAUAAUGAUAAGAAUAACUUUAAAGACGGGAAAAUAUCUCCCAACAAUUAAGUAUUCAAUCUAAAGAUUUAAGGAAAUAACUGUGAAUGGAGAUAACUCACCUGCUCUGGAGAUGUUCCACUACCAAGAUGUUAUCAUGCAGCUUGUGCUAUAUCUGCUGAUAGAAUGCUAAUAUUUGGAGGAAGUUAUACUUCUAACUUGAGAUUUAAUGACACUUAUAUUUUAAAAACAACAAAUCAAUAAUGGUCAAAACCACCCAACUAAAUCAGUGGAGGAGAACCGAAAAAUGCAGAAUCGAAAAUCGGAGCUCCAUAACCUCGUUGUGCGCACAGUGCUACCUAUUAUGAUGGAAAGGUAUUCGUUUUUGGAGGUCAUGGAGGUAUUAACUAUUAAAGACUAGCCUUUAACGACCUUUAUGUUUUAGAAACUGAAGGCUUUGAAUGGACAAAAUUAGAACCUAAAGGAAAUCCCCCAGAACCAAGAGGAGGACAUUCAGCUGCUAUGAUGGCUAAUAAACCUUUAUUAAUGAUUUUCGGAGGAUGGAGCUUUUCAUCAUAGUAUUCGAACACUAUUAUCUAUGAUAUUGAAAAAGAUGAAUGGAUAGAUCCUGAAUUAACUCACGAAAUUCCUAAGUGGAAUGCAGGAGGAAUUAUGACUCCUUCUAUUCCUUCUUGGAAGUAUUUCAUUUUUGGAGGAAGUGUUGGAUAAUUUGAAGAUGGUGGAAAUAGAGCAAACUCAAAAUAUGUAGAUGAUUCUUGGGUUUUAGAUGUAGACGGAUUAUAUUGGGCUGUUGUUAAUAUGGAAAGUGAUAAUUCUGGUGAAAAAAAUACUAUAGUAAAACCUAAACCAAGAGAAAGUACUGCUAUGUUCUAUGAUUCCAAUGAAUCUAGAGUAAUUAUUUUUGGAGGUUGGGCUAAUAAUUGGCUUAACGAUAUUUGGGCACUUAAUGUGUCUUCUAUUACAGGUCCUCCUUAUGCAAUAUUUUCUAUUAAGCCAUGUUUAGGACCUAUAACAGGUAAGACUAAAAUUACAGUAAUAGGAGAUGGAUUUAAGGAUAGUUAGAAUAUCAGUAUCAAGUUUUUCGGAGGGAAAAUCGAAAAAGAAGUAUCAGGAACAUUUGUUAGCGAGAAUUAAAUUGUGUGUGAAACUCCUACUUUUGAAUAGCCUAGAAAAGUGGAAGUAACUGUAUGUAUGAAUAAAGGAGAUUAUACUAUUACUAAGAGCUUCUUCGAAUAUUAUUUGAACACUAAGGCUGAAAAAACUAUAGUUUAUGGUCCUGGUUUGUUAAGUGAGAAUAAUACUGGAACUUAAACAUGCAUUGUAGUUUAGGCUCGUAAUAAAAAUGACUAAAAUAGAGAAAGUGGUUCUGAUGAAUUUGUUGUUACAAUCAGAAAUCCUGCCAAACUUAAAAAAAUAGAAGAAGUUAAUGAGGCACCUAAAGAAGGCGAAGAAGAGGAAGAAGAUGAAGGAGAGGGAGAAGAAGCUGAAGAAAAGAAGGCCAAAAAAUUAGCUGCAGAAAAAGCUAAAUAAGAAUUAGAAAAAAAAUAAGGAGAAGAAAAAAAGAAGGAGAAGAAGUCCAAGAAGUUGAUCCUUCUUUAAUUGCCUUCACAAUAAUAGACAAUGAUGAUGGUUCUUAUUUUAUUAAUUUCACUUCUGAAGAAGAGGCUACUUUAGAAAUUGAUAUUAAAUACAAAGAUGAAAAUGGAGAAUUAUAAGCUGUUAGAGGUAAUCCUUUUAAAUGCUCAUUUAUAAAAAGCAAAUAUAUCCGAAUUCAUUGAUUCUACAAAAGAAAAUAUUGAUAUUAGAAACAAGAAUAUAUCCGAAAACGUAAAAGAACUUAUUACUGUAAUGGAGAAUUUGGAUUAAGUUAGAAUUAAAUAAGAAGAUCAUGUACUAAUUUUAGACACUAUUGAGGAAAUGUUGUAGUUUUUGAAAAAGAAAGAACUCGCGAAAGAUGCAGAUAUAAAAAAAUGCAAAAAACUAUAAGAAGAAUGGAAAAACUUAUCUAAAAUUGCUUAGGCAGUUAAAAAAGAUAUAUAAGGCCCCGUAAAGACUGAAUCUGAUAAAACAAAGGAUAAGAUAAAGAAAUUCGAAGAAAUAACCUUAAAAGAAUUCUUAAUGGGAUUAAAGAAGGAGUCUUUCUUUAACUAUAAAACUGGUGUAAAAGAGUCUUUCUAAAGAAUUCAAGAAGUAAAAGAAAAAGUAAAUGAAUUUGAAUAAAACCUAAAAUAAUAUGAUGACUUAGCUUAAAUGUUCGAAUUCCCUGACUCGGUUGUUGGAUGUAAGAAAUUAAUGGAAUAGAUUAAAAAUGAUUUGUUUGCUGUAGAAAAAUUAUGGUAAAGAAUAGAGGUUUCAGAAAAAUCUUUUGAUGAAUAUAAAGUUAUGAAAUGGGGAAGUAUUAAUACAAUGGAUAUGGAAGAUGAAAUUAAAAAAUUAAGAAAAGCACUUAUUGAUUUAAGAGGUAUUGAUAAAAGAUCAAAUGCAUUCUUAGGAAUCUAAGAAUAAUUCAAAAAUUGGGCCACUUUCUUGCCUUUAUUAGGAGAAUUAAAAGAUCCUUCUAUGAAUUCUACUGAUGGUAGACAUUGGAAAAAAAUAAAAGAUACUGUAAAAAAAGAAUUUGAAGUAAAUGAUUAAUUGGAAUUAUAAACUAUUUGGGAUCUCAAAUUAUUUGACUUUAAGGAUGCAAUUGAAGAAAUUACUGAUUAAUCUAAAUAAGAGCUGAAAAUGGAAAAAAAUCUUAAUAAAAUCAUUGAAUUCUGGAAGGAUAUUUAAUUCGAACUUAUUCAACAUAAAAACACUGAUAUUCACACUUUAAAAGUAUCCGAAGAAAAUUUCGAAACUUUGGAAGAACAUUAAUUAUAAAUAAACAACAUGUUACUUUCUAAAUAUAUUGCCUAUUUUGAAAAGGAAGUUGAAAAAUGGAAAUCCGAUCUAGGAAGCAUUUAUGAUGUUGUAUAAUUAUUAAUCGAAGUAUAGAAAACCUGGUCUUUCUUAGAAAAUCUUUUUAUUUAAUCCGAAGAAGUCAAACGUGAAUUACCUAAUGAAUCAGCUUCAUUUGUUGGAAUCGAUAAGGAAAUGAAAGAAAUCAUGUCUCAUGGUUGUGAAUUAAAAAAUUGUUUAUAAUUUUGUACUAUUUCAGGAAUGCUUAAAAGACUAGAGAAAAUAUAGUCAUAAUUAAAGGUUUGUGAAAAAGCUUUAAAUGAGUUUUUGGAUUCUAAAAGAAGAGCCUUCCCUCGUUUCUAUUUCGUCUCUGUAAAUGAUUUAUUAGAUAUUCUUUCAAAUGGUAAUUCCCCAGCUAAAAUUAACAGACAUAUGAGUAAAAUUUUCUAAGCUAUAGACAAUCUUGUCUUGAAAGAAGAAGGAGGUGGUGGAAGACCUACUGCUUUGAAGAUGAUUUCUUGCGUAGGAACAGAAGAUGUAGAUUUUUCUUAACCGAAAAGUUUAUUAGGAAAAGUAGAAAGCUAUCUAAAAGAUGUAAUUGAUACUAUGAUUGGUACAUUAAAAGACGUCACUUAACGUUCUUUUAAGAAUCAAUAAACAAUGCAAAGAUAGGAAUGGUUGAAAUAAGAUCCUGCUUAAAUUACACUUCUUGUUAAUAAUAUUAUUUACUGCAAAGCUGUUGAAGAUGUUUUCUUGAAAUUACAAGGAGGUGAUAUUAAUGCAAUGAAGAAUUAUUUAGAUGAAUCAAUUAAUUUACUUACAGGAUUAAUUAAGAUGGUCCAAGGAGAUUUAUCAGUUCCUUUGCGUUAAAAAAUUAUGUGUCUUAUUACUAUUGAUACACACUCCAGAGAUGUUGUCAUUCGUCUUAUUAAUGAACACGUUAGAAAAGCAGAAGAAUUCCAAUGGUAAUCUCAACUUAAGUUUUAUUGGGAUGGAGAAGCCAGAAUUAGAAUCGCUGAUGCUAGAUUUGUUUAUUCUUAUGAAUAUUUAGGUAAUGGCCCUCGUUUGGUUAUCACUCCUCUUACUGAUCGUAUUUAUGUCACUGCUACUUAAGCUUUACAUUUGAUGAUGGGUUGCGCACCUGCUGGUCCUGCUGGAACUGGAAAGACAGAAACAACAAAAGAUUUAGCAAAUGCCUUAGCUAAAGCAUGCUAUGUAUUUAACUGUUCAUCUGAAAUGAACUAUGAAUCUAUGGGUAAUAUCUAUAAAGGAUUAGCCUCUAGUGGUUGCUGGGGUUGUUUUGACGAAUUCAAUAGAUUACUUCCUGAAGUACUUUCCGUAUGUUCUGUAUAAUUUAAAGCUGUUACUGAUGCAAUUAAAUAAGGAGCAGAAAGAUUCAUGCUCGAAGGUGAUGAAAUUUCACUUGAUCCUACUUGUGGUGUAUUCAUUACUAUGAACCCAGGUUAUUUAGGCCGUGCGGAAUUACCUGAAGGUUUAAAAGCACUUUUCAGACCCAUUACAGUUGUUGUUCCUGAUUUGGAACUUAUUUGUGAAAAUAUGCUUAUGGCAGAAGGUUUUGUAGAAGCUAAGAUUCUUGCGAAGAAAUUCGUUACUUUAUAUAUGUUGUGCAGAGAUUUGCUAUCUAAAUAAUUGCAUUACGAUUGGGGUUUAAGGGCAAUUAAAUCAGUACUUGUCGUGGCUGGUGGUUUCAAAAGAAGUGAACUUACUAUUUCUGAAUAAGCUUUACUUAUGAGAGCUUUAAGAGAUUUCAAUAUUCCUAAAAUUGCAUAUUAAGAUUUAUAUGUUUUCCACGGUUUAUUGGGUGAUUUGUUCCCUGGAAUCGAUGUCAAACCUAAAAAAGAUUUGGCUUUUGAAAAAGUUGUAUGUGAUGUUUGUGUAGAAAAUAAACUUGACCCAUCUCCUGAAUUUGUGCUUAAAGUUAUUUAACUUGGAGAACUCUUAGCUAUUAGACAUUGUGUGUUUGUUAUGGGACCCCCUGCUGCUGGUAAAUCUUCAACAUGGAAAAUUUUAGCUAAAUCUUAAGAUAAAGUUAAUAAGAAAACAAUAUUAGUUGAUAUGGAUCCUAAAGUUGUAUCAACAAAAGAUUUCUACGGAUAUAAUUUACCAUCUAAAGAAUGGAAAGAUGGUCUUUUCUCAAAAAUGUUACGUACACUAGCCGAAACUCCAGAUUUGAACAUAAAAUGGAUAGUUUUAGAUGGUGAUUUGGAUGCAAAUUGGAUUGAAUCCAUGAACUCAGUUAUGGACGAUAAUAAGAUUUUAACUUUGGCAAAUAAUGAGCGUAUUCCUUUAAAGCCUCAUAUGAGAGCAAUUUUCGAAAUUAGAGAUUUACGUUUUGCUACACCUGCUACUGUAUCAAGAGCUGGUAUUCUUUAUAUUUCUGAUGAAGGUGGUUAUUAAUGGAGAUCUUAUGUAAAAUCUUGGAUUAAAUAAGAAUUCCCUUCAGAUGCUGAAAUGUAAAAGAACUUAGAUUAACUUUUCAUGAAAUUUGUUCCCGAUACAUUAGAUCAUAUUAAAAAACACUGCAGAUUCUUAGUGCCUGUAUCUCCUAUGUCAUAAGUAGUUUCUAUUUGUAAGGCUUUAUAAACUUUACUCAAAGGAGAAGUCAAAAACUUAGAAUAUUUAUUCGUUUAUGCACUUAUAUGGGCUGUAGGAGGAGCUUUAGCUGAAAAAGACUCAAUUGAUUACAGAAAAGACUUUUCUACUUGGUGGAAAGGAGCUUGGAAAACAGCAGUAAAAUUUCCUGGAAAAGGAACUAUUUUUGAUUAUUAUGUUGAUUAAAGUGGAGACUCUUCCAAAUUUACAGAAUGGAAUAAAAAAUUACAAAAUAAAGAAUUUGAUCCCUAAACCGAAACUAUGGGUAAUAUUACUGUCAAUACAAUUGAAACUGUAGCUACUUCGGAUUUCAUUAAAUCUUAUUUAAUGGUAAAACAUCCUUCUUUAUUGAUAGGUAACUCUGGUUGUGGUAAAACAUAAUUAGCUAAAGGUAUCCUUAAAGAAAUUGCUUAAGCAAAACCUGAUUUAUAUGCCUAUCAAUUAAUUAACUUUAAUUAUUAUACUGACUCUCCUUAUUUAUAAGGAUAAAUUGAAUAAACACUUGAAAAAAAAGCUGGUAGAUAAUAUGGUCCUCCUGGUAAAGUUUAAUUAAUUUACUUCGUCGAUGAUCUUAACAUGCCCUAACUCGAUCCUUAUGAUACUCAAACCGCUAUUGCUUUAUUAAGACAAAUGGCUGACUAUGGACAUUUCUAUGACAUAGGCAAAUUAGCUCUUAAAGAUAUUAUUAAUACUUAAGUUUUAGCUGCUAUGAAUCCUUCCGCAGGUUCAUUCUAUGUAAAUUUGAGGUAUUAGAGACAUUUCUGGACUGUAUCAAUUCCUUUCCCUGAUAACGAAUCUUUGUCUCUUAUUUAUAUUACAUUCCUUAAUGGACACUUAAAGAGGUUCAAAUCUACAAUUUAAGAAUACUCUAAUAUAAUCGUAAGAGCCUCUCUUUUACUUCAUUAAGCUGUUACUAUGAAUUUCAGAAAAACGGCUAUUAAUUUCCAUUACGAAUUCAACUUGAGACAUAUGUCUAAUAUUUUCUAAGGAUUACUACUUUCAGAUCCUAAUAGAUAUUAAGAACCUGAUAAAUUAAUUAAAUUAUGGAUUCAUGAAUGUGAGAGAACUUACGGAGAUAGACUUGUUUCUGUAGAUAACUUGAAAACUUAUAAAGAAAACAUAUCUGAUAUUGUAAAGAAAUCUUUCUCCAAAUUUAAUUUUUCAAGAUAUUUCGGAUAAAAUCCUGAAAAUCUUAUUUAUUGCAAUUUUACUUAAGGUAUAAACUCUGAUAGAUUCUAUGAUUAAAUGCCAAACAAUGAUAUGGAAAAGCAUAUUUCUGAAGCAUUAAAAGAAUAUAAUGAUAAUAAUGCGAUUAUGGGUCUUGUACUUUUCGAAGACGCAAUGAAGCAUGUAUGUAGAAUUUGCCGUAUAGUACUUCCUUCGAGUGGACACGCAUUACUUGUCGGUGUAGGAGGUUCUGGUAAAUAAUCUUUAUCUAAACUAUCCUCAUUUAUUAUGGGUUACACUACUUUUUCAAUUACAAUUUCAGCAACGUAUUCAAUGGUAGAUUUGCGUACUGAUUUAUAACAAUUAUAUUUCAAAAGUGGACCUAAAGAAGAAGGAAUGCUCUUCUUAUUCACUGAAGGAUAGAUAACAAACGAGCGCUUCCUCGUAUAUAUAAACGAUUUAUUAUCAUCAGGUGAAAUAUCCGAAUUAUAUACAUAAGAUGAAAAAGAAGCAAUGAUAAACUAAGUAAGACCAAAAGUUAAAAGCGAUGGUAUUCCAGACACUAGAGAAAACUGCUGGAACUGGUUCAUUAAUUCAGUAAAGAAAAAUCUCCAUAUGGCUAUUUGUUUCUCUCCAGUGGGAGAUAUGAGAAGACGUGCUCGUUAAUUCCCUGCACUUGUAAAUUGCACAGUUAUUGAUUGGUAUUAACCUUGGCCUUAAGAGGCACUUUUUAAUGUAGCCAAAUCCUUUUUGGAACCAGUUGAUUUGGGUGCUGAUAAAGUAAGAGAUGCAGUCGUUAAAUUCAUGCCUUUUAGUUUUUCAUUGGUUAAUGAUUUAGGAUUAAAAUUACUCGAAUAAGAAAGAAGACAUGCUUAUACUACACCUAAAUCUUUCCUUGAAUUAAUUAGUUUGUUUACAAAUAUGUUACAAUAAAAGAGAGAUAUUCUUGAAAAAAAUAAAGAAAGAUAUGAAACUGGUCUUGUUAAAUUAAAAGAAACUGCCGAAUAAGUCGCCAUUAUUGAGGUUGAAGUAAAAGAAAAGCAAGUCGAAGCCGAAGCUAAGAAAAAGGAAGCAGAUGCAUUUGCAGAAGUAGUCGGAAAAGAAAAAGACAAAGUAGAGAUCGAAAACACUAAGGCCUAAAUCGAAGCCUAAAAAUGCGCUGUAAUCAAAUAAGAUGUCGAAGAAAAGAAAACAUCUACUGAAGCUGAUUUGAGGGCAGCUGAGCCUUUAAUAGAAUAAGCCAAAUAGGCUUUAGAUUCGAUUAAAAAAGAUGAUUUUAGAACAGCAAAAUCAUGGGCAAAUCCACCUGCAGGAGUGCCUGAAGUAUUCGCUGCGACAAUGUAUUUAUUAGCCGGAUUUUUCCCUGAAGCAAUUGAAAUUGACAAAACCAAAAAACCAAAAGCAGUAGAUUGGAAAGCAGCCUUAAAAAUGAUGAAAUCGCCAGAAGAAUUUUUAACAAAAUUACUAGGUUUCAAAGAUAUUGUAGACUAGAAUUUAGUACCAUAAACAAAUGUCAAUAUAGUCAAAAACUAAUAUAUUUCCAUGCCUGUUUUUACUCCAGAAUAGAUGGCUUCAAAAUCUGGUGCAGCUCGAGGAGUGUGUUCUUGGGUUAUUAAUAUUGUUAAAUAUAAUGAUGUUAUUUAAGACGUAGAACCUAAACGUAAAGCUUUGAAGGAAUCUACAGAAUAAUUAGAAGAAGCCAACACUAAAUUGGCUGAAGUAGAAAAUUAAGUCGCUUAAUUAAAUGCUUAAUUAGCUAACUUGACUGCUGAAUAUAAUAAAGCUGCUGGUGAAAAGGAAGCUGCUAUUAACGAAGCUGAAAGGUGCGCUAGAAGACUUAAUUUAGCCUAAAGAUUAGUUACAGCUCUCUCAAGUGAAAACGAAAGAUGGGGUAAAUCAAUUAUUGCUCUUAAUGAUUAACUUUAACUUAUUGUUGGUGAUGUCCUUAUUGCAUCUUCAUUUGUUUCUUACGCAGGACCUUUCAACAAGAAAUUCAGAAACAUAAUGAUAAACCAAAACUUCGUAAAAUUCAUGAAAGAAAAUGUAAUUCCUAUGUCAUUAGAUCCUGAUCCGAUAAAAAUUCUAACAAACGAAUCCACUAUAGCCUUGUGGAAUAAAUAAAAACUACCUUCAGAUUCUGUAUCUAUUGAAAACGGUACUAUUCUUACUAAUUCUGCUAGGUAUUCACUUAUGAUAGAUCCUUAAUUAUAAGGAAUUACUUGGAUUCGUGAAAAAGAAAAAAAUAAUAGCUUGAAAAUAUUAAGACUUGGUUCUAAGAAUAUAAACAGAGAUUUAGAAAUGUCUAUAGAAAAUGGUUAUUCGGCUAUUAUUGAAAAUAUGUCAGAACGCGUAGAUGCUAUUUUAAUGCCUAUUAUUGCUCGUUCAUUUAUUAAAAGAGGUAAGAAUAAAAUCAUUAAAUUUGCAGGAAAAGACCUCGUUUUGCAUAAUAACUUCAAGCUUUUCUUACAUACAAAGCUUUCUAAUCCUCAUUAUCCUCCUGAGAUAUAAGCUGAAGCAGCUCUUAUUAAUUUCACAGUAACAGAAGCUGGUUUAGGAGAUUAAUUAUUAUCUUUAGUCGUUGCAAGAGAAAGACCCGAUUUAGCUAAAAAGAAAGUCGAAUUAAUUACUCAAUAAAACGAUUUUAAAAUCAAAUUGAAAGAUUUAGAAGAUGAGCUUCUUUUCAAAUUAGCAAAUGCAAAAGGAGAUAUUUUAGAUGAUAUUGCUCUUAUUGAAAAUUUAGAAUACUCCAAAAAACUUUCAGUUGAAAUUGCAGAAAAAGUCGCUGCGGCUAAAAUUACAGAAGCCAGAAUAAAUGAAACAUCUGAAAAUUAUAGACCUGCCGCAUCUAGAGGUGCUUUAUUUUAUUUCAUGCUGAGUGAUUUGCCUAAAAUACAUUCAUUCUAUAAAUAUUCUCUUGAAUCUUUCAUUAUUGUAAUUAAUAGAGCUAUUGAUAAUAUAUCCGAAAAUAAAUUAUACAGUAAAAACAAUAUGAUUCCAUUCUCUUAAGAAGGAGAAGAAUAUAAUCCUAACGAUGAAAUUGCUUCGCCGGAAAAAGCCCAUGAAACCGAAAAAAAUGACGAAGCAGUUGAACAAGAAUAAAAAAAUGAAUAAGAAAGUGAUAAAAAAGAAGGGGAAGAAGAAGGAGAAAAUAAAGAAGAAGAAUAAGAAAACUACGAAGAAGGUGCUUCUCCACCUAAAUAAGCUGCUAAAGGAGAUGAAGGCGAAGAACCCAUGAGUCCUCGUUCAUUAAAAAAACGUGUAGAAGAACUAAUUGAAUCUCUUACUUACACUGCUUAUUAAUACACAAGAAGAGGUACAUUUGAAACUCAUAAACUCAUUAUUGCAGUAAUGUUAUGUCUAAGAGUUCUCUUAAGAUCAGGAGAAUUAGAAGAAGCUGAAGUAAACCAUUUAAUUAUUGGAAAAGUAGAUCCUAAUCCUGGUGCUAUUCCUGAUUAAUUGAAAUCUUUCUUAACCGAAGGUAUUUGGGCUGCAUGUAAAGCUUUAGAAACAAUAGUUCAUUUCUAAGGAUUUUGUUAAUCUCUAGAAACCGAUGUCUUAUAAUGGAGAAAAUGGUAUCAAGAAGAAAAAGCUGAAUUAGCAGAUUUACCGAAAGCAUUCAAAGAGUUAAAUAAAUUUUAUAAAUUAUUACUUCUCCGAGCUUUAAGACCUGAUAGAUUACCUUCAGCUUUAAGUUAAUUCGUCUCAGAUAAAAUGGGAGAAAGAUUCAUUGAAUAGCCUCCCUUUAAUAUUAUAGAUACAUUUUCUGAAACUAUUAAAACUAUUCCUAUUUUCUUCGUACUUUUCCCAGGUGUUGAUCCUACUCCUGAUGUUGAAAAAGUAGCUGCUUAGUAUGACAUUUCAUCUAAUAAUGGUCGUUUUAUUAAUAUUUCUAUGGGAUAAGGACAAGAAGACAGAGCUAAAAAAGCUGUUUUCGAUUGUGCUUAAAAAGGAUAUUGGCUAAUGUUAUAAAAUGUACAUCUUAUGUAAAGUUGGCUCUAUGGCCUAAAUGGUUUAGAAGGUUUCCUUGAAAGUGUUUUCGCAAACCCCAAAACACAUCCUAAUUUCAGAGUUUUUAUUUCCUCCGAACCUCCAAAUGUUCUACUUCCUUUACAGUAAAUUAUACCUGAAUCAAUCCUUUAAGCAUCCCUUAAAUGCGCAAAUGAAGCACCUUAAUUCUUAAAGGCAAACUUAAGACGUGCUUUUAGCAAAUUCGACUAAGAAUUCUUGGAUAAAUGUGAUAAAAAACCUCUAGAAUUUAAAUCUUGUUUGUUUGGUUUGUGCUUCUUCCAUAGUCUUAUGCUUGGAAGAAAGAAAUUCGGUACCUAAGGUUGGUCAAGAGUAUAUAAUUUUAAUGAUGGUGAUCUUACUAUUUGUGCUAAUGUACUAUUUAAUUAUCUUUCUAAAUAUGACUAAGUACCAUGGGAUGAUUUAAGAUAUAUUUUUGGUGAAAUUAUGUAUGGUGGACAUAUUACAGAUGACUGGGAUAGAAGAACAAAUAGAACUUAUCUUUUAGUGCUUAUUAGACCUGAAUUACUAUAGCCAACAUUCAACUUAGCUCCUUUGUUUAAAUCGCCUGAUGCAUCAAAGUUUGAUUAUUCUGCUUAUUCAAAAUACAUUGAAGAAAAAUUACCAAUUGAAACUCCUUAAAUGUAUGGUAUGCAUCCAAAUGCCGAAAUAGGUUAUUUGACAGCUGCUUGUGAUUAAGUAUUUUCCACAAUCCUUGAAAUAUAAGGAGGAGCAGCAAGUGGAGGAUCGAAAAAAGACGAUGGAGUAAUGGGAACUCUUAUGGACUUCAAAGCACGUUGUCCUCCAGACUUCAACAUGUUAUUAAUUGAAGAAAGGGUAAAGGAAAAAACUCCUUAUAUAGUUGUUUGUUUAUAAGAAUGUGAAAGAAUGAACGGACUUCUUAAAGAAAUUAAAACAUCUCUUGAAGAUUUAAGGCUUGGCCUUACAGGAGCUCUUAACAUUACCGAUGCAAUGGAAAGUUUAGCAUAAUCUUUAUCUUUUAAUAAAGUUCCUGCUUCUUGGGAAGCUAAGGCAUACUUUUCUAAAAAACCUCUAUUUAUGUGGUUUGCUGAUCUUAUAGAAAGAAAUCUUUAAUUAUCAGAAUGGUCAAAAGAAUUAUAAACACCUAAUUCUUUAAAUAUUACUUAUUUAUUCAAUCCUAUGUCUUAUUUAACUGCUAUUAUGUAAUAUACUGCUAGAGCUAAAGGUUUACCUUUGGAUGGUAUUGCAGUUUAAACAAAUGUAACUUCUAUGAAAAGCCACGAAGAUGUUGUAAAUACUGCUGAAAACGGAGCUUAUAUACAUGGUUUAUUCUUAGAAGGAGCAGCAUGGGAAUUAGGUGGAUAAGGUUAAGAUGGCUAUCUUAUUGAAUAAAAACCAAAAGAAUUACAUCCUAGAUUGCCUGUUGUUAAUGUUAUUGCAGUUCCUAUUGCAUCAAAGAAAACUGCUGGAUAAUACGAAUGUCCUGUUUAUGUUACAUCCGCUAGAGGUUAAACUUAUGUUUUCAAAGCUAAUUUAAAUAUGGAAAGUGAAGAUUCAGAUCCUAAUAAAUGGAUUUUAUCAGGAACUUGUAUUCUUCUUAGUGAUGAUUGA
This is a messenger RNA of Ichthyophthirius multifiliis, 12375 nucleotides long. RefSeq lists its product as hypothetical. The transcript is spliced from 7 exons. Gene Ontology annotation, biological process: microtubule-based movement. The record is from RefSeq and is a predicted model, not a curated record. NCBI's taxonomy places the organism in Eukaryota, Ciliophora, Oligohymenophorea, Hymenostomatida. Gene Ontology annotation, cellular component: dynein complex. Gene Ontology annotation, molecular function: ATP binding; minus-end-directed microtubule motor activity; dynein light intermediate chain binding.